AUGCCGCAGAAUACAAGAAAAAGGAAGGCCUACCAAGAAUUUAAGAACUUGAAAAAGAAGUUAGCCAAAUUGGAGGAAGUGCUCUAUAGUAAUUCUUCCUCGGAAACUAGCGAUUCUCAAUCAGAAAGUUCACAGAGUUCACACUCUUCAUCAGCCGACGAACAUGAAGAGGAAGAUGUCGUACCAACUCCGGUUGUUGCUACUCAAGACGGAAUGGUUACGAAAAAAGUUCCGAGUUUUCUCGGAGAAAACCCAGAUUUGUCUACCCAGUUGGGUACAGAGUUACAUGAAGAAUUAGUAGUCCGAUGGUCUAAUUAUCUUAGAGAGGGUGUUUCCUCAGAAAUUAGAAAGGAUCUUGUGAAGAAAUUCCUCAUUCCUUCAAAUUGUCUGGCACUACAGCCACCCAAAAUGAAUGAGGAAAUCAGAUCAGUGUUGCUACAUCAAAUUCAGAAAAAUGAUAAGUUUUUAUCUAGCUUGCAAGAACAGAUGGGAGCAGGUUUGACAGCAAUUGGCCAGAUUUUGAAUUCUAAAAUCAUCUAACCGGAUUCUCCUGUUACAUUAG
Molecule: messenger RNA, 562 nt
Organism: Phaedon cochleariae (mustard beetle)
Lineage: Eukaryota; Metazoa; Arthropoda; Insecta; Coleoptera; Chrysomelidae
Source: the annotation of a GenBank genome assembly